Molecule: messenger RNA, 1146 nt
Organism: Hydatigera taeniaeformis
Lineage: Eukaryota; Metazoa; Platyhelminthes; Cestoda; Cyclophyllidea; Taeniidae
Source: the annotation of a GenBank genome assembly
AUGACUCCGUGGACCUCGUGGAGUGUUUGCAAAGUAGAUCCACUGAGUGGACGCUGCCAACAGACGCGAACACGAACAUGCUUCAAUGUAACGGCCAUUGAGGAGACUGCCUUGCCACCUUCUGGGGCAGCAUUUCCAGAUUCAACACCAACCUGUCCACAAUCGGUGCUUGAAAGUCGAUUUUGUGAAUCCUCUGAGUGUGCAAUAGGUGAGGCCUUACAGACCACGAAUGAGAAGAAGAACGGACCCUCGUCAACGAACAUCCGAGAAAUAAUGUUCUACGUUGGUCUGGUGGCGGCAUUCACUGUGACGGCCCUCAUCAUCUUCACCGUCUGUCGUCUAAACCGAAGGAAACCCUCAUCUUUCAGUAAUCCCCUCUGUCCAAGACGUUUCUCCACCCGACAAAAUGAGUACGGCAAAUCGAUGACAAUUCUGAGGAACAGUAGAAGCAGCACCUACGACAUGCCACCAAUCACCAAUGGAGUAGGAAGUCUUCCAAGGCAGCUUAAAGCCGGUGAAGGCACACCAAUCGGUCUACCUGAUUACCCUGCCAAUAAUGCCAGUCCGAGGCACCUCGUUCAAUCCCAGACGCAGAGACCGGUCUCUGGAACGGAGGCUGGAAACACGUAUAAUCAACCGUACAGUCCUAUCCCCACAAUGUUUGCUCCGCUGUCACCGAGUUUUCCAAAUGGACGGCCUUUUCAGUCACCAAAGUUCAACUACUUGGUAAAGGAGUCGCCUAGCUUUGGUUCAACUGGCAACUCGGUUCCCUACUCUCCCCUCCCCGGUGGAGGAGGAUACACAAAUCCACCACCGCCGGGUCAACCCAUACCUCCGCUACCGCCACCCCACAUGGUGCCCUCAAGAUCCAGUGCUUCAUCUUCGACAGGUGGUGUACAAACUCAAUCGCCACAACAACAACAACCGAUCUAUUUAAGUCCAUCGUCAACCCCAAAUACAGGCUUGGGAGGGGCUGAAGGCGGUGAUGACAGUUCUUCUGCAUUCUACCAUGAAAUUGGAACUGCAGCAGAAUCCAUCUUCCCCUUGAUUCCUCCCCUUCCUGUUGCCGCUGGAGAAACAGGGAGCACUACAUGGGCGAACAUUGGGUCUGUUGGCGGUGUGGUCAAUUUACCGGAGUCUGGUUAG